AUGGGUUCCGGAACCGGAUAUUUCAGUACUAUGGUUGGAUUAAUUUUGGGCAUAAAUGGCAUAAACCAUGGCAUUGAAAUUCAUGCAGAUGUGAUCGAUUACGCGCAUCAAAGGUUGGAAGAUUUCAAGAAAUUUUCCGGAGCUAUAGAUGCAUUUGAUUUCUGUGAACCUAAAUUUAUGCAAGGUAAUUGUCUGACCAUUACUGUGUAUGAUAGAAUCUAUUGCGGAGCCGCUUGCCCUGAGGAGUUUCAACAUUAUAUGCAAAACCGCCUUAAACUUGGGGGAAUUUUAGUGCUGCCAUUGAACGACCAACUGAUGCGGAUCAAACGGGUGUCCGAGUGUCGAUGGGAAGAAACGAUGCUAUUACCAUUUUCCAUUGCUAGUGCGCUUCAACCUCCAAUAGAUUUUCACAACUCUAUUAAACCAAGUAAGAAAUUGAAAAAAAAUAUUGAGGAGUGUGUUGGUAAACUGCGAUUGUGGGCUGUGGACCUUGUGUUUCUAAAGAAGAUAUAA
This is a messenger RNA of Dendroctonus ponderosae (mountain pine beetle), 513 nucleotides long. Its product is annotated as protein-L-isoaspartate O-methyltransferase domain-containing protein 1-like. The transcript is spliced from 3 exons. Gene Ontology annotation, cellular component: cytoplasm. Gene Ontology annotation, molecular function: protein-L-isoaspartate (D-aspartate) O-methyltransferase activity. NCBI's taxonomy places the organism in Eukaryota, Metazoa, Arthropoda, Insecta, Coleoptera, Curculionidae. Bases 1 to 513 code for a protein of 170 amino acids. The record is from RefSeq and is a predicted model, not a curated record. Gene Ontology annotation, biological process: protein modification process.